Molecule: messenger RNA, 243 nt
Organism: Anisakis simplex (herring worm)
Lineage: Eukaryota; Metazoa; Nematoda; Chromadorea; Rhabditida; Anisakidae
Source: the annotation of a GenBank genome assembly
AUUGGUGACUAUUCGUAUGUGGAGCAUUUUAAUUUGAGCGAAGGACCGUCAGAUAAUAUUGGCAGAGUACUGGUAGGUAUAUGCAAGUCGUUGGAUAUGAGGCAGUCGUGUACGAUACCCGGUCGAGGACAAACGCAACGAUGGGAUUUAGAGAAUGCGGCGAGAAUGUUUUUGGAUUUGUUUCGGAAAGGUAAACUGAAAGAUCACUGUCUUGAUCGAGAACUGCUUUUGCGCAAUUACUGA